Seriola dumerili (greater amberjack) is the source of this 4530-nucleotide messenger RNA. It is a transcript of the gene gpr37l1a, whose product is annotated as prosaposin receptor GPR37L1-like. Gene Ontology annotation, biological process: positive regulation of MAPK cascade; adenylate cyclase-inhibiting G protein-coupled receptor signaling pathway. Gene Ontology annotation, molecular function: G protein-coupled peptide receptor activity. The transcript is spliced from 2 exons. The record is from RefSeq and is a predicted model, not a curated record. Lineage: Eukaryota; Metazoa; Chordata; Actinopteri; Carangiformes; Carangidae. Gene Ontology annotation, cellular component: plasma membrane; signaling receptor complex. The coding region runs from base 192 to 1868 and encodes 558 amino acids.
UAACAAGUGCAGAGAGCAGCAGACUCCCAAACUUCUCCAUCAGGACCGGAGGGAGCCGGGCUGUGAGACAAACAGUUUUAUGGACAGGUUUCAUUUCAGCAGUCAAAUUUUAGUUGCAGCACAUGUCUGUGAAAGAGGCAGAUAACACGGACCACUUGCGUUUAGUUCAACGGUAAAAAAAAAAAAAAAAAAUGAGACCGGUUUUGUUUGUUUUGCUUCUUAUUCGGACCGCGGAGCUCCGUCAUGUCCACUCUGACCUGGAGACACAGCGAGCGGAGGAUGCUGACACGGCGACUGCGGGAGCAGAGGACUCUCUCUCCCCUGAAAGGACUUCUGUUGACGGGACUUCUGAAAGUUGGGGAACUCUCGACCUGAAGCGAGUCCCCCGAGGAGCCAAAGACGGGAGUUCCAGGAAAAGAGACCCGCACUCUCCGAGCAGUUACGGUGGGCAACCGCGGCGAUACGACGACCCGAGCGGUUACUUCACCACACAGCGGACUGACCGGUUCACCUCCGCCCCGGCGGGUAACUCUUCGUCGGGUCGGGGAUCGGGGCUUCUCAACCCGCUUUUCCCAAUCACCGACGGCGCCUACUGGGCAUAUGCAGUGAUGCUGCUCGCCCUCGUGCUGUUUGCCGCGGGCAUCGUGGGGAACCUCGCGCUUAUGUGCAUCGUGUGGCACAAUUUCUACCUGAAGAGCGCGUGGAACUGCAUCCUGGCGGGGCUGGCGUUUUGGGAUUUCCUCGUGCUAUUCUUCUGCCUUCCAGUGGUCGUCUUCCACGAGCUCACCUUGAAGAGGUUACUAGGAGACCUCUCCUGUCGGCUCGUGCCCUACCUGGAGGUGACGUCUCUGGGUGUGGCCACAUUCAGUCUCUGUGCUCUGAGUAUUGAUCGUUUCCACGCAGCCACCGGCCCCGGGCCUCUUCAGACACCGAAGGUGGAGCCCUGCCAGUCUAUCCUGUCCAAGCUGUCGGUCAUCUGGUUGGGCUCCUUGGUGCUGGCCACCCCCGAACUGCUUCUGUGGCAGCUCCUCCAGGAAACUGUCAGCCUGCCGUCGCUACCCACUGAGCUGCAGCACAGCCAGUCGGGGGGCUCUCUGAUGGCAGCGUUCAGAGCCCGGACAGACACGUUUAAGGUGGAUAUUUGUGUCCAGGAGCCAUCGGUCGAGCUACCAGAGGGCAUCUACUCUCUGGUGCUGACCUACCACGAGGCUCGCAUGUGGUGGUUCUUUGGGUGCUACCUCUGUUUGCCACUGCUCUUCACUCUGGCAUGUGACUUGGUGACGAGGCAAGUGUUAGCCCAGCGUCUACUGCAGAAACCUGAGGGUGACAAGAUGACCGUCAGAUGCGCCUCCUCCUCUUCAUCUUCCUCCACCACAAAGAAAAAGCAGCAUGUGAGAGAGUAUAGGCUGCGCUCCACUGUGAUGGCGCUCACCAUCUUGUACAUCACAUGCAACCUGCCGGAGAGCAUUUGCAACAUCACCCUGGCGUACAUCUCUGCCCCAGUGUCCGAUGCGCUCCCGGCUCUGGCUCUGCCAGCGCUUGGCUUGAUUGGACAGUUCUUGUUGUUCGUGCGAUGCUCUGCAACGCCAGUGUUGCUGCUGUGCCUGUGUCGCUCCCUGGGCCAGGCCUUCAUGGACUGCUGCUGCUGCUGCUGUGAAGAGUGUCUCCCUGACGGCAACUCUUCCUCAUCCUCUUCUGUGUCAGCCGCAGCCACCUCCAGCCUUUCCUCACCCACGCUUUCCUCGCCCUCUCCAUCCUCCCUGUCUCCAUCCAGCAAAGAGGAGACGAUGAAGAGUGUGUUGGCGCCAGAGCCAGUGGUCUAUGACCGGGUGAAAGACUCUUCAGCAGCGAUCGGGACGCCCUGCUGAGGCCCAGAACUGUCACACAUGUAACUUUAAAAGGAUCAUUUAGGUUUAUUACAACUUUGAUCUUAUUUUUAUAGUUUUGUCCUUCAUUUCCAUCAGUGAUAAUAACUUUGUACUCCGCAAGUUAAUGGCUGAGAUCUGGGAACACUGUGGCAUCACUAAGUCUGACGGGUGAAGGAAGAUUAGCAGUCGGACAAUCAGGCUGGAAACGAGCCAAAAGUUUAUUCACAUCACACUAUAUGGCCAAAAGUAUGUGAACACCCAUGUCUGGGUCUGUUUUUUUGGGUUGAGUUCCUUAGUUCCAAUGAAGGGACGGCUUUAUAGUGUGUUUCCAGCUCCGUGUCAACAGUUCGGGGAAACAUCCUUCAGUGGCGCCAUGAAGAAAUGGUUUUCCCAGUUUGUUGUAGAAGGACUUGACUGGCCUCCACAGAGGACUGACCUCAACCCCAUCUAAUACAUUAGGGAUGAACUAAACACCGACUCUGAGCCAGACCUUAUCACCCGACAUCAGUGUUGGACUUUAUUAAUGCUGUUGUGGCUGAAUGGGAACAAAUCCCUGCAGCCAGGAUCCAACAUCUGGUGGAGAAAGCUGAAACCAGAAGUGGAGGCUGUUACAGUGUAUCACACACAGUAUAUGGGGAUAUUACUCAGGUGUCCAUAUACUUUUUUACAUACUUUUGUACACGUACUUCUGGCCAUGUAGUGUAUAUAAACCACUUUAUUUAUUAGUGAUAAUACUACAAAUACAGUAAGUACGGAAGGUCAAAAUUAAAGCAGAAAGUGGGUUUGCGAGUGAACUUGUCUAAUUGUCCGACUGCUUGUGUUUCUGGACUUCCCAGACCUCUUUUUACUGAAAUGUUUCUUUUUUAUUUCUCAGGUUUCUUUCCCCUGAUCUUAAUGAGAUUACCUGAUAAGUUACAGGUAGUAUCGAUUAUUUUCUCUGAUCUCAGCUGUGAAGUUACUGAGUACAAUGUUCUUAUAGAAAUAGUGGACAAAACUACCAAAAUAAACCCAAGAUGUAAUAAACUGGAAUAUUCUUUUAAUCUCUGUAUGAACUGACGGUGUAGAGCCACUCUAGGAGCAGAAACACGUCUGCCUAGAGUUAAUUAGAGAUAAUUGUGUAAAAUAUAGAGUCUGUUCUCAUAAAAAAAGGAGUUUAGAUGGAUUUAAUCCUGAUAUUGAAGGACUCAUAAUAGUUUUGCAGUUUUGUUAUGCUACAUUUUCCGAGUUGUAGUUAUUAAUAAUUAUCUAAUACUCAUUCAGGAUAUUAGUAUUACCUUCUCUAAGUACUGUAUAGAGAGAAACACUGCAUAAUUUUAGGACGGUUUUAUGGAUAAACCGAAGAUGAAGACAUACUGAGAUUUUUGUCGGCAGACUGACAGACUGCUGUUCAUGACCUUUUCUUUUCUUUCAUUUUUUUGCUGUUGCUGCACAGACAUGGCUCAUGUAUGCCUGACUUACAUGGUGUCUACAGAGAACGUGUCAUGUAAGUAGCACGUCGCAGCUCUGGCCAUGUGAAACACAAGCAGUUACAUGGCCGAAAUGUAUCCUGUAUAGACAGCAGGUUAAAAACGUUGUGAGAUAUCAAUCAAAAUUUUGAACCUACAUGAAGCAAUUCAGUGUGAAGUGUGACCUUUUCUACUUGUUUAUACAUUUGGUUUAGUAAAGUUUGGAUUUUCCUCAAAGAGACUGUUUUUCAGUACCUGCGACUAAUUCCCUCUCAAUGUCUCAUAUACACUUUAUUAACUGAUACAAACAUUAGAGCUGUUGAUGGAUGCUCUAACUGUGUUUACAGAGCCUUUUAUUCCACUAACACCUGCAAUGGAAACAGACUGAGUUACACCUUUCACAAUAUGUUCAGCAGAUCAAACUUUUUUUAUUAGUUAUAUAUAUUAGUUUAUUUAGUUUAUAAGUUUUAAGAGCAGCCGAAUCCUAAAUUUGGAUCACUUCCUAAAAGUCUGGCGUUAAUCUAUAUUUUCCUUAUUGUCAACAAACCUGGUGGAAAAACCAAAACAAAGAAAGAACUCAUCAUAUUAACAAGUAUUGCCUGUGUGUCCAAAGCUUCUGUGCCAUAGAGCUCCACUGUUGUCCACUGAAAAACUAUUAAAAACACAUCAAUGAGCCGCACUGUUGCACUGGGUGACAUGUUGUUUAUCGUUUGUUGCCAGAAAUACUCACCAGAGCAGCAGAUGUGGAUUAAUCCGCCACUGAAAACAAGUGCUGUAUUUGUACUGGUGUUUGAGUUAAAAAACUACUGAGCCCACAACUGCCCAGCUGUUUUAGUAAAUUACAGAAAAAUGAAACUGUAUUUUUGUUUUGUUUUAUAAGAUUUAUGUCUUCAGUUUGAUCCGAUGGGCUUGAGGCUGAGUGCCACAGACACAUUAGAGAAGUCAGAGAGUAAAGAGAGGCAGGACUCACACCUUGGCUGUGAUGUGCACAUGGGAUUUGUUGACAAUGAGAAAUAUAUAAAAUAACCUGAGCCAUAUUCUUUAUAUUACCUCCUCCUAACAAAUUACAGUGUCUAUGGGCCUUCCAUAAAAAAGUAAGAAUUUCCCUAGAGUGCUUCUUGUUAUAUAAAAACAUAAUACAUUUUUUUUACAAAAAGUAAUGAAUUUCCACAUGCUGUCAGAAUCCUCUAAAAUGUAUUUAUAUUUUGUCUUAAAAU